This is a messenger RNA of Porites lobata, 3166 nucleotides long. NCBI's taxonomy places the organism in Eukaryota, Metazoa, Cnidaria, Anthozoa, Scleractinia, Poritidae. The record is from the annotation of a GenBank genome assembly.
UUCAAACCACCAAGACGAAUAUGAAAGGUAGGUUUAUAUAAUUUUUCAUUUCCUAUACUCAAAUAAUCUAUAACUUUAGAAAAAAUUCGGAAGAGUACUAGAGUCUCGACUUAACUUGAAACUAGAUUAUUUGUUUUGCAAUGAAAAUUCUUUUUAAACGUUGUUUACUGUUUCUGCCUUGAACUGAAACAUAUCAGUAUUUCGUAGCAUAAUAUAUUUUUAAAUGUUUAUUGAGCAUUUUAAAAAAGAUAUUUUCUAAUGUCCGCAACAAUUAGUAAGUAACUUCAAAAAAAUUAUUUCGAAAUUUAAGUCAUUUUUGGAGCGCGCGAAUCUUCUCUUGGUUUCAAAAAAUCGUUCAGAAGCAUUGCAUCCAGGUUUUGGUUUGCCGCAUAAUAUAAAUAUAGACAAUUUUCAUCACAAAUUUUAAAGCAGAAAAUUAAAGACAUUCACUCGAGUUUCAUGCUGUGCUUUUCGUUCAAUAUUUUAGUGAACAUUUUCGUCAUCCUUUUAGGAGAAAUUCGGGGGUAAAAAUGGCUCAGAGAUUGUUGCAUUAUCCAGUUUCUUAUUCUAUUUGGUCAUGGAAACUAAACCGGCUAAAAUCGCGUUUCCCGCCGAAUUUGAUGGACAGGAUGAUUGUGCGCGCAAGUGAUGAAGUGAAGCAAAUCAUUCCGGCUUCCAACACCUUAAAUGUAAAGGACUGUCUUUAUCUCGCGCUUGGUUUUAAUGGUCUACCACUCAUAAGUGAGUCAUCUCUUCAACAGAAACUAUGCAACUGUGCAGUCAUUUAUGCACUGCAAAAUGCGUGUAUAUGAACAAGACAAAAUCAGCGCGAUUUUCACGUUGAUAGCCAGGACUAUUAAACAAUUCAGCUCAGUUUUCUAUGACUUGAAUCAAACGAUUCAAAAAACUUUAACCAUGGCCAAGCCGGAGAGUCUAACUUUGUUUUCAGUGAUUAAGAAUUGAAAGCUCAUCUCCCGGAUGCUAGAUAUGGUUACGGCUUGUUUUGCUCCGUGUAACCGGCAAGGAAACAGUACAAUAUGGGCAGGGUUAGCUCAACAAAAUUUCAGUUAUCAUAAGAAUUUCUGCACGGCAUGAAAACCGGCAGGCCAUCAUAGACAGGACAUUCACAAUCAGAUCUUUCAACCCAGAAAGGUAUCUCCUUUAAUUAUGGAUAAGGUGACCGGAUUGUUGUUUUGCCUGUUUUGACAAUCUGAGAAUAAAUAAUAGUGUUGUCACAGGUUUACCGUCCCGUGUUGCCAGUACUGAACCGCGUGUAUGUGUUGUGUCAGUGAACAGUUCGAUUACAAAACAUAGACUGCUUGCAGUCUGCCUUUUCUCUAAAAAUCCGCCUAGUUCUUAUCUCGGCCAGCGCGAUUGCAAACCACGACGUUAUGUUACAAUAAGGGAUUGGGUCCAGACGCCCGCGCUUGCUUGGCUUUCGUAAAUUUGCAAAGAACUGAUAAGAGACUGCGCGCAGUCUAACAAAACAUGACACUAACGCUGUAUUCAUAUCCGAAGCGGGCGUAUAAUGUAAAUCCCAAAAUUAAAGCCAUGAAGAACACUGAAAGUAUCAUAGAAAGUCUCAUCCAAUAAUUCUAUAUCUUUAUUCUAGUUAUAUCUUAUUAGUAAUUCGAUUAUAUAUCGUCUUCGCUAAGUGUUUUAAAUAUUCCGGCAAGUUUCGUGUCCUCUACGGCUCUGCAUUGAGCCGCCGCUUUUUGUUGCUUGACGUCUCUCGUCCAAUACUACUUGCUUGUUCCGAUUAGUCAAAUAGUCUUUGUUUCUGAUUAUUUCUUCCUUACAACUCAUAUUGUUUAUUUACUUUCAGGGGUGGUACUUAUCCAAGUGGCUUGCCUGUUAUGCUCCGUCUUAGUAAUCACUACACAGUCUGCACCUUUAGAGAAAGAGAUCCGAACUACGGAAGAAGAGAAACAUGAGGGUAUUCCUCCCAUAAUGACUGCAACACGCCAAAUGAUAGAAAGUGAAUUGCCCGAGAAAGAAGAGAGAAGCUUUCCAGAGGUUGAGGAACUGGUCGAAAGCGAAUAUCCUGUCGCCGCAAAAGAAGACAGAGAAUUCCGAGAAGUGAAUGCAGAAGAAUUCUUCAGAAGACUUGAAAGGGAACUUGCUACGAAAAUGGCAAGGAGAGAGGGUAUUAAUGAAAAGGGAAACAAGGAUGAUAGGGACUUCGAAUUAAAGGGAAACGAUGAUAAACGUGAGGAGAUAGAACUUCCAGCGGAAAUGUUUAAAGAUGAGCAAGAUGAAGUUAGCCGAAAGUCUCCCAAAGAUGAAGACCUCACAACAUCUGAUGAAAGUGUUAGAAGAGAGCUUGAAGAAAUGCUGGCAAGAGAGAUAGCGGAGAAAACUAACAAGCACGAACUCGGUGAGGAAGAAGAGGAAAAAGAACUGAUGCCGAGACCCGAGAGAAUGUUCUUAAGGGAUGUUCCGGAGAAGAGCGAGAGGAUCUUCAACAGAGAAAUAAAAACUGCGCUUAAAGAAGACGACAGGCAUAAUAAACACAGGAGAGAUCCCUCUGAAGAAGGGAGAAAGAUAGAUCCAGAAGAGGAACGUGAAAAACAUGAAGAAAAUACGGCUUCAAACCAGAAAAGGGAAGAAGAAGAAGAAGAAGAAGAAGAAAGGGCAGCGAGAUCCAGGGAACUCCACUUCAGAACAAUGCACUCGGGUGAAAUAACACCAGAAUGGAAAAAACUGGAUGAACGAGUCCGAGCAUCAGAAGAGAGAGAGUGGCGCGAACGUGAAGCCGAGAGGGAGAGAGAACGUUUUGACUACCAUGGAAACAAGGAGCGUGAACGGGAGGAGUUGAGAGAGAGAAGGCGAGAAGAAGCCCUCGAAAAUGGUAAACUGGUUCAUGAGAGAGAAAUGGAGGGGCGCAAACAGCGUGAGACAUUAGGCUCCCAUGGAGCAAGACUGGAGGAAAGAGAGAGAUUUCGAUUUAGAGCUCGUGGCAACUAAACAAGAGGAUUUUAUAAUUAAGCAAUUUGUCUAAUCAAUACUCUUAUUUAUAACUUUGUUCGUAGUCGCUGAAAUAAUUUUCUCUGCAAUUAUGAUCUAAAUUCUUGGCCAACGGAGCAGCAUAUUACAGUGAUAUAGACUUGGCACGAUGCACAUAUAAACCUGAACAAAGCCGAUGAAAAAUAAAAUUGAUCAUAUC